Molecule: messenger RNA, 765 nt
Organism: Lactuca virosa
Lineage: Eukaryota; Viridiplantae; Streptophyta; Magnoliopsida; Asterales; Asteraceae
Source: the annotation of a GenBank genome assembly
AUGGCAGGCGUUGGAUCGUGGAGUGCAUCUUCCUUGUUAGAGGAGGAGCAUGUAGUACUUGGUGCUUCAAACCCUAUCGACACCGCGAUGAUGAUCAUGACUUCUGGGGAGGAGUCUACAGAUUACGUUGAUGACACUGAGCCCGAUUAUACUCUAGUUGAGCAACCGUCCGAGCCAGCCCAUUCACCAGACUACACAUCGGCUGAACUUGAGCUUCUCAGUUCCGAGUAUAAUUCAGACGAGGACGAUGACACUGCCUCCUCACCGGUUAUUUCACCAACCCGCACCACUCCUUCACAUCGAUCUUCCAGAGCACACACUGGAGGAGGAUAUCGACUCACUUUUCGAGGUAUGGGAGUCCGCUUCUACACCUCCCGUACCCCGUACACUCCGGUUGAGCAGGUUGUCUCCCUCCUCGUACCAUGUACCACCCAUCACUCAGAUCGCAUAGGAGCGAUGGACUCCGAGCUCUUUCUAUUGAGGAUGGCCAUGAGGCAGCUCACAGAGCAGGUACAAUAUUUUGAAGAGGAGAGGGAUGUGAUGGAUAUGAGGACCCUACUCAUUCGGUAUCAGUUACAGGAGGCAAGGGAUGAAGCCCAGUUUCAUCAUCAGGUGUUGGAGGAGGUGAUGAGUCACACAGAAAGAUUGGAGCUCCAGGUGGAGAGGACGGAGUCACGGGUUUCUUUUUUUGAUGUUUGGAUUGAGUAUGUCUAUAGACAGUUGGUUCAGUUGAUGUCUCUCUUCAUAGUGUAUUAUGGAUUCUAG